AUGGUUGAACCUGUGGGCAAUCACUACGUUGUAGCCAGACCUGUGUACUCGGAGAAUUCAUUCAAUGAAGAGCAUGAGAAAUUGCACAGAUACCAUAAAACCUUUUGGGACAACCUGAAACUCUAUUUCCGCUGCUCCCCACAAAGGGCCAAAAAAAUUGCUCUGCGCUUCUUUCCCGUUGUCUCAUGGCUGCCAGCAUACCGCUUGAGGGAGUGGAUCCUGAGUGACAUCGUCUCCGGCAUCAACACAGGGCUCGUGGCUGUGCUACAAGGUCUCGCCUUUGCUUUGCUGGUGAAUGUCCCACCCGGUUAUGGACUCUAUGCAGCAUUUUUCCCUGUCCUGGUCUAUUUUAUCUUUGGCACAUCCAGACACAUCUCAGUGGGUCCUUUCCCUGUCCUGAGCCUGAUGGUUGGAGGAGUCGUCACCAGGCUGGUCCCUGAUGACAGCACUGGAAGUGGCAAUUCCACAAAUAUCUCAGCAAUAAAUGAAGAGAGGGUGAUGGUGGCUGCAUCUGUAACCUUUCUUUCUGGGAUUUUUCAGUUGCUUCUGGGAAUUUUCCAUUUUGGAUUCCUUGUUAUUUAUUUAUCACAGUCAUUAAUCAGUGGUUUCACGACUGCUGCAGCUGUCCAUGUUUUGGUAUCUCAGCUGAAAUUCAUGUUUCAGCUACCUGUUCCUGGAUUUAUUAAACCAUUAGGCAUCAUCUAUACUCUGGAGAGCUUUUUCAGCCAGAUUACAAAAACAAACGUCGCUGACCUUGUCACAUCCCUGCUUGUCUUGCUUAUCGUGUUCGUGGUGAAAGAAAUGAACGAUCGAUACAAAGAAAAGUUACCAACACCCAUCCCGAUCGAACUCCUUGUGACAAUCGUAGCAGGACUGAUUUCCUAUUUUGUUAACUUGGAAGAAAAAUUUAAUGUAGCUGUUAUUGGAAAACUACCGGAAGGGUUUCAAGCACCUGUUGCACCUGAUGUAGGUAUCCUCCAGAACUGUAUUGGUGAUGGCUUUUCCAUCGGAAUCGUUGCAUUUGCAGUGGCCUUCUCUGUGGCUAAAGUGUAUUCCAUCAAGCAUGACUACCCAAUAGAUGCCAACCAGGAACUAAUUGCUUUUGGUCUGGGUAAUAUAGUUGGUGGAUCAUUCAAAGGAUUUGCCUCCAGCACUGCUCUGUCGAGAUCGGGUGUGCAGGAGAGCACAGGAGGCAAAACACAGAUUGCUGGUAUUGUCUCAUCUGUCAUCGUCUUGGUUGUGAUCUUGGCCAUUGGGUUUCUCCUGGAACCAUUACAGAAGUCAGUCCUUGCAUCUUUGGCCCUUGGCAACUUGAAAGGAAUGCUCAUGCAGUUCAAGGAAGUAGGCAUCCUAUGGAGGAAAGACAAGUUUGACUGUAUCAUAUGGGUGGUGACUUUCUUAGCUACCAUCUUUCUUGGCCUGGACCUUGGACUAGCAGCAGCUAUGGCAUUCCAGCUGCUGACAGUGGUGAUCCGCUCCCAGAUCCCAAGCUGCACUGUUUUGGCUAAUGUUGGGAGAAGUAACAUCUACAGAAACAGGAAGGAUUACACUGAUAUCUAUGAGCCAGAGGGAGUGAAGAUUUUCAGAUGCUCCUCUCCGAUCUUCUUUGCUAAUAUUGAAUUCUUCAGAGAGAAACUCAUCACUGCUGUUGGCUUCAACCCACUGAGAGUCCUGAGGAAACGCAAUAAAGCUCUGAGGAAGAUCAGGAAGAUGCUGAAGAAAGGAGAGCUGCAAGUGACACCCAAAGGCUUGAUUUCCAUGGCUAACCAUACAUAUGAGUCAGAUGAAGAAUUAGACAACAACAAAAUAGAGGAGCUGGACCAGCCCACCAACAUGACAGACUUGCCCAUUCAGAUCAACUGGGGCACUGACCUCCCCCCUGGCAUCACCGUGCCCCAGGUCAACAUCCACAGCAUCAUUCUGGAUUUCUCAUCAGUAUCCUUCCUCGAUUUUUCUGCCAUGACAAUCCUCAAAAAGACUUUGAAAGAAUUUGUCCGGCUGGACAUCGACAUUUACAUUGUUGAGUCACACGAGGGCCUCCUGGACAAACUGGAGAGAAGUGCAUUUUUUGAUGAGGAGAUUAAGCCAUCCAUGUUUUUCCUCACCAUUCAUGAUGCCGUUUUACACAUUUUGCUGAAGAAGGACACAGCCAGCUCCCCCAAAUUAAAGCUCACUAAGGAGAACAGUAGAAGCAAUGACUAUGUCAUCAUCCCCAGGAAUGGACUGCGCAGCCGGGAGUGCACAAUUCCAAUAGAAACAAAAUUUUAGAUUUAAUUUUCUAAAUAUAACAUCCUCCAGUGUAACAAUGUCACAGAAGACGAAUGCAGAUGCUAUGAUGAGCACGAAGAAAAGAAGGAUACUUUUAAAUACUUUAAGAAGGAUUUACUACAUGUGGUUAUGUUCCAAGUUUUGGAAUGGGCUUAUUAGUCUUUAUGUGUCUCUGUAUAUAUAUAUAUGUAUUUAUGUACAUAUAUGGAGGCUAAAAUAACACAGAUUUUCUUAUUUCAUACCAUAGUUUGUAGACAGCUUGUACAGAUACUAAAGAACAUAAAUAUUUGAAAUCUUGUAUUUUAUAGCACAGACUAAUAGUUAGGAGUAAUAUUUUAUCUUCAACUUGUAUAUAACUUGUAUAAAGUU
Messenger RNA from Pipra filicauda (Wire-tailed manakin), 2637 nucleotides. RefSeq names its product solute carrier family 26 member 3 (gene SLC26A3). The record is from RefSeq and is a predicted model, not a curated record. The transcript is spliced from 20 exons. Bases 1 to 2268 code for a protein of 755 amino acids. Lineage: Eukaryota; Metazoa; Chordata; Aves; Passeriformes; Pipridae. Gene Ontology annotation, molecular function: secondary active sulfate transmembrane transporter activity; bicarbonate transmembrane transporter activity; oxalate transmembrane transporter activity. Gene Ontology annotation, cellular component: membrane. Gene Ontology annotation, biological process: transmembrane transport.